Messenger RNA from Mucor velutinosus, 678 nucleotides. It is a transcript of the gene TFC7, whose product is annotated as C6 zinc cluster transcription factor-like protein. The transcript has 2 exons. NCBI's taxonomy places the organism in Eukaryota, Fungi, Mucoromycota, Mucoromycetes, Mucorales, Mucoraceae. Gene Ontology annotation, cellular component: cytosol. The record is from RefSeq and is a predicted model, not a curated record. Bases 1 to 678 code for a protein of 225 amino acids.
AUGGAUACUGCCCGCAUUAGACUUCCUCAUCCUAGAAACCCAAUUGUCAGUACCAACAAUGAAAUCAAUAGUAGUGGUAGAAGAUCGUCUGCAUCCUUACAGAGAUAUACAUUUCCUAAUGUCACACCUCCAUCUGUAAUGCAGUCUCAACGUAGAUAUGUACAAAAUUAUCAGCAACAACAACAACAGCAACAUCAGCAACAGCAAUAUAUGCGAGCAUCUCAAUAUGUUGGCGACCAUACUGGUCUCGUCACUCCCGUAAAGCCUGUAUACAAGCUUAUGUGUAGACAUUGCACAACUCCCGUUUGCGCUCGUGGCAUGAAGGCCAUCUUGCUUGCUGAUACAACCAUUGAAUUAUACAGCACAGAUACUCCAUCUCAAUGUAUUCACGUAUUGGAGAAAGAUUAUCUCACAAGAUCGUGUCAUUGCAGAAUUCGAGAUGUUGCAUGCUUGGAAUGCGGUAAUGUCAUUGGCUAUCACGUAGUAUCUCCAUGUUCCCAAUGCCUGGAUGCCUGCAACAACGGCCACUUUUGGAUGUUCCACUCAAGCGCAUGUAAGCCUGCCGAGAGACACGACAAGAACAAGCAAAUCAUGCUGUGGAACAACUUGCCUAGAGCAGAGAUGGAUUUAGAAUUUAUGAUGGGAACAAGGAUUCCAUACGAUCAACUUUGUAGAUAA